GUAGCAUUGAAGAGCAAGCUGAACACAAGCUUAAACAACCUUCAAUUCUCUCUUUUUUAAUUUCUUUUCUUUCUUCUUCAUUCCCAAUAUCAUGGAUCCCUACAAGCAACGCCCUUCAAGCGCUUACAACUCUCCGUUCUGGACAACUAAUGCUGGUUUACCUGUUUACAACAAUACUGCAUCAUUGACUGUUGGAAACAGAGGUCCAAUUCUCCUUGAGGAUUAUCAUUUGAUUGAAAAGCUUGCAAACUUCACCCGUGAGCGGAUCCCAGAACGUAUUGUUCAUGCAAGGGGAGCGAGUGCAAAGGGAUUCUUUGAAGUCACACAUGACAUUACUCAUUUGACAUGUGCUGAUUUCCUUCGUGCACCAGGAGUCCAGACUCCUACUAUUGUUCGUUUCUCUACUGUUAUCCAUGAACGUGGAAGCCCUGAAACAAUCAGAGACCCUCGGGGUUUUGCAACAAAGUUUUACACCAGAGAGGGUAACUUUGACAUUGUGGGUAACAAUUUCCCAGUGUUCUUUACUCGUGAUGCAAUGGCGUUUCCAGAUGUGAUUCACGCGUUUAAGCCCAACCCAAAGUCACAUAUCCAAGAAGACUGGAGAAUUCUUGACUUUUUGUCACACCAUCCUGAAAGUUUGAACACUAUGACUUUUUGGCUUGAUGAUGUUGGUAUUCCAACAGAUUACCGACACAUGGAGGGUUCGAGUGUUAACACUCUUACUUUGGUUAACAAAGAGGGAAAAAUGCAUUACGUGAAGUUCACAUGGAAGCCUACUUGUGGAGUCAAAUGUUUGACUGAUGAGGAAGCUAUCAAGAUUGGAGGUGCUAAUCAUAGUCAUGCCACUCAAGAUCUUUAUGACUCGAUCCAAGCUGGUAACUUCCCUGAAUGGAAGUUAUAUCUGCAAGUUAUUGACCCUGAUCAUGAAGACAGACUUGACUUUGACCCGCUUGAUGGCACCAUGACUUGGCCCGAGGACAUCAUCCCAUUGCAGCCAGUGGGUCGUAUGGUCUUGAACAAGAACAUCGAUAACUUCUUUGCUGAGAAUGAACAGUUGGCUUUUAACCCUGGUCUUGUUGUCCCUGGAAUUUAUUACUCUGAUGAUAAAAUGCUUCAAGGUAGGAUCUUUGCAUAUUCUGAUACUCAGAGGCAUCGUCUUGGGCCAAACUACCUGCAGCUCCCAGUGAAUGCGCCUAAAUGCGCUCAUCAUAACAACCAUUAUGAUGGAAAUAUGAAUUUCAUGCAUAGAGAUGAGGAGGUGGAUUACUUCCCUUCGAGGUAUGAUCGUGUUCAGCAUGCUCAACAGUACCCGAUCAAUCCUGCUAGGGUCACUGGAACCCGUGAUAGGACUGUCAUCCCAAAAGCUAAUGAUUUCAAGCAGCCCGGAGAGAGAUACAGAUCAUGGGCACCCGAUAGGCAAGAACGAUUCAUUGUUCGAAUGGUUAAGAUGUUGUCUGACCCACGGGUCACCCAUGAGCUUCGCAGUAUUUGGAUCUCAUACUGGACCCAGUGUGACCAAUCUUUGGGCCAGAAGAUAGCAUCACGGCUCAACGUACGCCCAAACUACUGAAUAUAAAUGUAUCGGGACUCCAUUUCAUAGCGAGUAUGGUCAACAUGCUAGUAUAGAAAAGGUCUGUCUCUAUGUUUGUACUACUGGUGUCAAUGUUUGAGUUCUAUCUAUCAUCGUUCUGUAAUAUUUUCCCUUACUUAAGGAACCUGUAACUUAAAUAAGUGCACACGACGAUGUGUUGAGUUACUGCGUUUCAGGUUCGAGUCUGUAAAGAGAAAGAUUAAACUUUGUGGAACACAUGUAUUAUGUAAGUUUCUUUUUACAUGUAAUGUUGUUUCUGGCCAUUAAUUUGAUGCUUUGUGCAAGAA
Molecule: messenger RNA, 1878 nt
Organism: Erigeron canadensis
Lineage: Eukaryota; Viridiplantae; Streptophyta; Magnoliopsida; Asterales; Asteraceae
Product: catalase-like
Exons: 7
Coding region: 92-1570 (492 amino acids)
Biological process (GO): hydrogen peroxide catabolic process; response to hydrogen peroxide
Cellular component (GO): cytoplasm; plasma membrane; peroxisome
Molecular function (GO): heme binding; catalase activity
Source: RefSeq, a predicted model, not a curated record